Messenger RNA from Vanessa tameamea, 874 nucleotides. It is a transcript of the gene Arpc3A, whose product is annotated as actin-related protein 2/3 complex subunit 3. The coding region runs from base 173 to 709 and encodes 178 amino acids. The record is from RefSeq and is a predicted model, not a curated record. Gene Ontology annotation, cellular component: cytoskeleton; Arp2/3 protein complex. Gene Ontology annotation, biological process: Arp2/3 complex-mediated actin nucleation; regulation of actin filament polymerization. Gene Ontology annotation, molecular function: actin filament binding. The transcript is spliced from 5 exons. Lineage: Eukaryota; Metazoa; Arthropoda; Insecta; Lepidoptera; Nymphalidae.
UAAUAUUUAUCAGCGCUUAGCCGUAGUUCAUGACAAACUUAAUGAUUCAUAUUUAAUUUUUCAGUAUAUUAUUUUUAAUGAUAAAAAAUUGUAGGAUACUAACUGUUCCUUGUAGAAACUUUGUUACUACUAAAUCCAGUGAACACUUUAAAGUGUGUAAAUCUUCUUUAAAAUGCCAGCCUACCAUUCGUCAUUAGUCGAAUACACCCAAUCUGUGGGAAAUUUAGCGUUAUUGCCUAUUCGCACUACUUUCCGAGGACCAGCUCCUUUAAGUCCAAAAAUUGAAUUGGAUAUCAUAGAUGAAGCUCUUAAUUAUUUUAAAGCGAACGUUUUUUUCAGAUUUUACGAGAUCAAGUCUGAUGCUGAUAGAGUGCUCAUUUACUUGACCCUGUAUAUUUCUGAAUGUUUGAAAAGAUUGCAAAAAUGCUCAAACAAAAAUCAAGGUCAGCAAGAAAUGUACAUGCUUGCUAUAUCAAAAUUUGACAUUCCUGGAGAAUCAGGCUUCCCUUUGAAUUCUGUCUAUGCCAAACCUACCAGCACUCAAGAAGCAGAUUUGAUGAGACAAUACUUGCAACAAUUAAGACAUGAAACUGGAGGAAGAGUUUGUGAAAAGGUAUUUGCUACAGAAGAUGGAAAACCAAGCAAAUGGUGGCUAUGUUUUGCUAAAAGGAAAUUCAUGGAUAAAUCUCUUUCAGGCCCAGGCCAGUAAUAUUAAACUGAAUGUUUCUACAUAAAAUAUUUAUUAGAUAAAAUAUGUAGUUAUCAAUUUUAUUCAUGUCUUAAAUUCCAAGCUCAUAUUAUAUUGAGUAUUAAUAUAAUUUUUAUUAUUAAAAAUACUGUAAAUUCUUUUCUAAAUAAAUUUCACUAUUUCGUA